AUGUCUGACCCCGUGGCAGCUCCUGCAGCUCCGAGCGCUCCCCGUACCCGUAAUCGACGCCGUGCGAGAGGCCCCGCCAACCGCGAUGGCCAACAAAAUACAUCAGCGCAAGCAGCAGAUGGUCAACCUCCAGUCCUAACACCACAGACUCAGCCUGGUACUGGCUCGAGUACCGUCGGCUCGAAUGGCCCACCUCGACCUCCGAGAAGAAAUCGUGAAGGUGGAGGGCCUCGACCACGAAGGGGCCGUGGCAAUGGCUCGCAAAAACCGACGAUGGAGAAUGGAGAACAAUCAGAACAACAGCCUCAGGCUCAGUCGCGUGGGAUGCGUCUCAGAGGUUUUGGCGGUGGCGCUCGGCUGACCAAACCCGAGCAAGAAUCUGACGACGGAACACUAGUGGAAGGCCUUCGGGCUGAUGUGGCGGCUUUUGUACCUGGCGUGCCAACCUCAAAUAUGGAUUCAGGCCCAUCGACAAAAGGGAAAGGGAAAGCUAAGCCGAAAGGACCGCCAAAGCCACCCAAGGUGACAACGAAGUCAAUAGCGAACGAUAUUGCAACCCGAAUCCACGAAGACAUCGCCCACAACCUUUACGAAUGCCCUAUUUGCACCAGCGAGCUAGGUCGACGGUCUAAAGUUUGGUCGUGUGAGUUAUGUUGGACUGUAUUCCACUUGAGCUGCAUCAAGAAAUGGUCCACAAAUGAAGGUGCGGCUGCCCAGAAUAACAACAGAGAGCCAGAAAACGGUGAAGGCUCUGCUCAACCACGGGCUUGGCGAUGCCCCGGUUGUAACCUUUCACACGAGCACUUCCCUACCAGUUACACAUGUUGGUGCGAAAAAGAGGUUGAUCCUAGGGCAUUUCCUGGUUUACCACCGCACUCUUGUGGUCAGACAUGCUCCCGACCCCGGAAGGGCUGCCCUCAUCCAUGUGAUGCAACUUGUCACGCUGGUCCAUGCGCUCCUUGCAUCGCAAUGGGCCCAACGCAAGACUGCUUUUGUGGUCGAAACUCCAGCACAAAGCGGUGUCAGGAUACCAAUUAUGAACAAGGAUGGAGCUGCGGAGAGAUCUGUGGUGACCUUCUUCCCUGUGGAGAACACUUCUGCCCGCUCCCAUGUCACGAAGGCCUCUGUGGUGCCUGCGAGGUCAAGAUUGAAGCCCGUUGCUAUUGCGGAAAGGUGGAAACCGAAAUGCUUUGCAACUCGAAAGAAGAUGAAAAGGAUAGCCAAACUGUUCAUGCCGAUGGAACCAAAGAAGAAUGGACGGGUAUUUUCAGCUGUAAUGAUGUUUGCAACCGUACCUUCGACUGUGGGGUACAUUCAUGUCAAAAGAGCUGUCACCCACAGGAUUCGCUUCCUGCCCAUUGCCCAAGAUCACCAGAUGCUGUUACCCGGUGUCCAUGUGGCAAAACUGAGCUGAGCGACAUCCCAGGAUACACCCCUCGUACAUCCUGCGAGGCUGAAAUUCCGCAUUGCUUGGAGUCGUGUGGGAAGAUGCUGCCAUGUGGUCAUUCAUGUGAUCAAAUUUGCCAUACAGGCCCUUGUGGAUAUUGUCUCCGCCGUGUACCGGUCAGUUGUCGAUGUGGCCGCAACACCUCCAUGAGUGUCUGCCAUCAAGGUGAUGUUCAAAACCCUCAAUGCUUCCGUACGUGCAAGGCUACUUUGCAUUGUGGUCGACAUACAUGCAGCGAAAGAUGCUGCCCCGGGGAACAGACAGCCAUUGAGCGUCAGGCUUUGCGCCGCAAGCUAAAGGCUCAUCUUCGCCCAUCCGAUGAGGAUGUCGAGGCCGAGCAUAUCUGCACCCGUAUAUGUGGUCGGAUGCUGAAGUGUGGAAAGCAUACAUGCCCGGAGCUCUGCCACAAAGGUGCUUGCAAUACAUGCCGUGAAGCUGUGUUUGAGGAGAUUUCAUGUAAUUGCGGAAGGUCGAUUCUGUAUCCGCCGCAGCCUUGUGGAACGCAACCCCCUGCGUGCUCUUUCCCUUGCAAUCGUCCUAAGACAUGUGGCCACCCUCAGACAGCCCAUAAUUGUCACGUCGAUGAAGAGACAUGUCCAAAGUGUCCUUUCUUGACCGAGAAGCCAUGUCUGUGCGGCAAGCGGGUGAUGAAAAAUGUGCCCUGUUGGCUCACAGACGCCCGCUGCGGCCAAAUCUGCGGACAACCAUUAAAAUGUGGUUCACAUUUCUGCAGAAAGGAUUGUCAUCGGUCAGGAGAUUGUGAGGAUGCAAACAAGCCGUGUCAGCAAAGCUGUGGUAAAAACAAGACGCUUUGUAGUCAUCCAUGUACUGAACCUUGCCAUGCGCCAUACCCUUGCCCAGAAAAGACACCAUGCGCAUCCACCAUCACAGUCACAUGUGGAUGUGGACGUCUGCGUCAGGAAAGACGAUGCAACGCUGCCAAGGCGGUCAUUUUCAAGGGUCAGCUACAGCAACCGGAGCGUCUGCCAGUACUCACUCCCUUGGCCUGUGAUGAUGAGUGUAGCCGGCUAGAGCGUAAUCGCUCCUUGGCAUCUGCUCUCGGCGUCGACAUCAAUCAAACCACAACUGCCCAAGCCAUAUCUUCUACCAACCUCCCCUACUCCACAGAAACCCUUGAUCAUUACAUCAAACUUGCUUCGACGGUAUCUCUUUCGACUCUGCAAACAUAUGAAUCCACAUUGCAUUCUUUGGCAGUCGACUCCUCCAAUCGGUCAACCCGUUUCCAGCCCGCGAAAUCUGCCCUUCGACAAUUUACUCAUUCCCUAGCAAUAGAUUGGGGCUUUGUAACCGAAAGUCACGACCCAGAACCUCAUCGCCACGUCUUUGUCUUGAAGCCGUUGACCUGGACCCCACCUAUAUUUGGCAUGGGUAGUGGCUCAUCAAUCGGCAUUGGUGGGAUGAGCGUGCGCGAAUGCGUGAAGCUUCGCGAACGCGAGCGCACCAAGGAGCGUGAAGCCCAACAAGCUGCAGCCCUUGAGGCCAAGGCUGCCCGUAUUGCAGCGAAAGCACAAUCUGGCGUGUCUGGGGAUGGUUGGGCUCAAGUUGCUUCUCGGUCGAAGGGCAGUGCUAGUAGUACUAGGAGUACUACGCCUGUCCAGAAUCCGUUUAGCAGUCGGACCAUGUUCUCCGCCCUUUCUGGAGAAGGAGUGCAAGAUCCAUCGUCUAAGAAGGAGCGUUUAGUUCUUCGGUCGGGCAUCGGUGCUGGCAAGGCAUUGCGUAAAGAGCUUGCGGCUGAGGUAGUGGAUAGCUGGGAGGAAGCAGAGGAGAAAGAGGAACAAGAGGAACGUGAACAGAACAAGAUCGCAGUCACCCUGGAUGAAGAUCAGCAGCCAUCAGCUCCUGUGUCUGAUGUACAGCAUGUCGAUCAGCCAGCUGAGACUGGCGAUAUUGCCACCGAUGUGGUGGAUUGA
Messenger RNA from Penicillium odoratum, 3378 nucleotides. RefSeq names its product putative NF-X1 finger transcription factor. Gene Ontology annotation, cellular component: nucleus. The transcript has a single exon. The coding region runs from base 1 to 3378 and encodes 1125 amino acids. Gene Ontology annotation, molecular function: zinc ion binding; DNA-binding transcription factor activity, RNA polymerase II-specific; RNA polymerase II transcription regulatory region sequence-specific DNA binding. The record is from RefSeq and is a predicted model, not a curated record. NCBI's taxonomy places the organism in Eukaryota, Fungi, Ascomycota, Eurotiomycetes, Eurotiales, Aspergillaceae. Gene Ontology annotation, biological process: negative regulation of transcription by RNA polymerase II.